Molecule: messenger RNA, 12449 nt
Organism: Cyprinus carpio (common carp)
Lineage: Eukaryota; Metazoa; Chordata; Actinopteri; Cypriniformes; Cyprinidae
Biological process (GO): intracellular signal transduction; monoatomic ion homeostasis; positive regulation of sodium ion transmembrane transporter activity
Cellular component (GO): cytoplasm; cytosol
Molecular function (GO): protein serine/threonine kinase activity; potassium channel inhibitor activity; chloride channel inhibitor activity
Source: RefSeq, a predicted model, not a curated record
ACUGGGACAAUGCGCGACCUCGCGUGGUCAGACAGAGGCGGCGGCGCGCAUAGUUGGAGCACGCGGUACGAGCGAGCGCGCGUCUCUUUAACCGAAAAAGGAGAAAUGAUUGUGCGCCGCGGCGACGGACGUUGCUCUGUAAAUUAUGUAAAAUAACACAUAUGUGAAUACGCUGACGCUACAUUCACCGGCGGAAAGGUGUGCUGAUAAUAUCGCGGAAAGGAAGAGCAAUAUGUUUUUUAACAGAUGAUGAUGUGUCCAGGCGGAUUUGCAGGAUUUUACGACGCCGCUCGAACAAGAGAACCAAACGCUCGUCUAAGAAAAGGAGUAACGUUUACGUUAAACACUGGCAACCUUACACGACAAAUUACGCUUAUAUCCAACGAGAAACUGAUGAACUGUUGAGUCUUUGAUAUAAAUUGGAGCAAGCGAGACCUUUCGACAAGCUGCUUCUGUUUGAAUAACGACAGAGGAUGCAGCACACCGGAUACACCUGAAAAUCCCCCCUCACUCACUGAAGGCUAUUUUUCUGUGAAUCAGUCAUCUCUGAGCCAGCCACAAGACACUUGAGGUAGGAAAUGGAGAUAAGGAAAGUACACAGCAAAAACUGAAUUAACCUACACGGAUAUAUCAACAAAACAAACACCCUCUGAUACUCCUGUGAACUCGAGGGAACUUGGAAGAUAAGAGCCACAGAAGAGAGAGUAAUUCUUGUUGCUGACAGCUGGCAACACUGAAGGGACGGCUGAGGAACUUCUUAAGAGGGUGAGAGGGUGAUCACAGAGUGAGAGAGACGGGGACUGACACAGAGCCAGAGUGCAGGAGGGGGCGGCGGCGGAGGAGUGGGAAAGGACAAUCGCCAUGGCAACGGACCCGGGAGAGCCCACUGCCACAGAGGAAUCCUCUGGAGAGAAACCUGAUGGAGAGAGGGAGGAGGAGAGUGACCAGGGGAACAGGGCUGCCCAUGAGAGAGAGAGGAUUCACAGCACUCCGUCUGACUUCCCCUCCUCCCAGACCCAGGAAAGGAGAGCUUGGGGCGCAAGAGGAGGAGGUGGUGGAGUGGAGGAUGGUAAAGAAACAGAGGUGCCUGCCAGACCUCUGACCUUCUUCAUGCCCUCCACCCCAGCAGUCUACGAACCGUGUCGGAAACGGGAGAACAAGCGGUUUUUCCGGAAGAGCGUGGAGAUAUGCGAAGAGGACGAUGAGGUGGAAGAAACCCUCAGUGCCCCUCACAGUGCCCCUCACCUCGAGUUUUGUGCCUCCGACUCUGUUUUCACCAGCGGAGCCCAGCAGUUACCCGCCAGUGCCUCGGCUGCCUUGAGUGAGGAUGGCACUCAUGGCACACAGGAUCCUGAUAAGACCGGCCUUACGGCGCCCGCUCUGAAGGGGAAGGAGAGAGAUAGAGAACAGGAGGAAGAGGCUGAGAUGAAGGCCGUCGCCACUUCACCCAGUGGCCGCUUUUUAAAAUUUGACAUCGAGCUUGGCAGGGGAGCAUUCAAAACUGUUUACAAAGGCCUGGACACAGAAACCUGGGUGGAAGUUGCCUGGUGUGAACUGCAGGAUCGAAAGCUGACCAAAGCGGAGCAGCAGCGGUUUAAAGAGGAGGCUGAAAUGCUGAAAGGUCUACAGCAUCCCAACAUUGUGCGUUUCUAUGACUCCUGGGAGUCUGUUCUUAGAGGCAAGAAGUGCAUCGUCCUGGUGACUGAGCUCAUGACCUCAGGAACGCUCAAAACGUACCUUAAGCGCUUUAAAGUGAUGAAGCCCAAAGUUCUACGCAGCUGGUGCAGGCAAAUCCUAAAGGGUCUACAGUUCCUACACACCCGUACGCCACCCAUUGUGCACCGUGAUCUCAAGUGUGACAAUAUCUUCAUCACAGGCCCAACCGGUUCAGUAAAGAUUGGUGACCUAGGUCUUGCCACCCUCAUGCGGACAUCAUUUGCCAAGAGUGUCAUAGGUACACCAGAGUUCAUGGCCCCAGAGAUGUACGAGGAGCACUAUGACGAGUCGGUGGAUGUCUAUGCCUUUGGCAUGUGCAUGCUAGAAAUGGCUACUUCAGAAUACCCAUAUUCAGAAUGCCAAAAUGCUGCACAGAUCUACCGCAAAGUUACAAGUGGUAUCAAGCCUGCCAGUUUUGACAAAGUUAAUGACCCUGAGGUAAAAGAAAUCAUUGAGGGCUGUAUUCGCCAAAACCGAUUAGAGCGGCUCUCAGUGAAGGACCUUCUAAAUCAUGCCUUCUUUGCGGAGGACACCGGUGUGCGUGUGGAGCUUGCUGAGGAAGAUACAGGCUGCAAAGACUACCUGGCCCUGCGCAUCUGGGUUGAAGAUCCAAAGAAACUCAAAGGCAAGCACAAGGACAACGAGGCCAUCGAAUUCAGCUACGACUUGGAGAAUGAUAGUGCUGAAGAGGUUGCACUAGAGAUGGUGAAGUCAGGCUUUUUCCAUGAAAGUGAUGCUAAGGUGGUGGGGAAGUCCAUCAGAGACAGGGUGACUCUAAUAAAGAAGUCCCGUGAAAGGCGGCAACAGCAGCUCCUCCAGCAGCAACAACAACAACAACAAAGUCUGGAUGAGCGCCGUGACUCCUCGGCCCUAACCUCCUCCUUUUCUUAUGUCCAGCCUUCCGGCACCACCUCCUCACAGGGCACAGGAGCUGCUGCAGCUGCUGGGGGUCAUGGAGAGACAGAGGAGCUGCCAGAAGUGGACCAACAUGUCCAACAGCAAGGCACUGCAUUGGGCCUCACAGAGGGUGAGAGUCUUCCUGUUGUCAGUGGCCAAAGCCAAACUUUUUCUGUACCUGAGACAGGAAACCAAUGUGCUCAUGCUCAAACCAGCUACCCCACUGGCACAUCUGGAGUGAAAGGAGCAGGGGUUAUGUCUCACCCCCAGCCCCUAUUAGCGGAGGGGGUUCCAAAUGUGCCUGUUGGUCAGAAUGGUGGGAUAUCUGGCAUUUCCAUGGGCCAAAGUAGUGGUGGGGCUCCUAACAUUCCAGUGGCACAGACUUUUAUUCAACCUGUCACUAUUGCAUCACAGGUCCCAUUAAGUGUGCCUCAACAAUAUUCUCAGCCCCUUCCACCAUACUCAACAGAUGUUACAUCCACGCAAAUGUUACAAUCCAGACCCACUGACACCUCCACUCCCCACAGUUCUGUUGUACAGUCACAGUCAUACAUCCCCCCAGUAUCACCCCAUGCACCCAUGACUGUCCUCAAAUCCUCCAUCCCAGCUGGAGAACCCAUAGCAUCAGCAGGCAACAUCAUACCACCUGUGCAGACCCAAACUACUAUUGCUCCUGUACAACCCACUGAUUUUUUGCCCCAGCAAACUAUUGUUCAGACGCAACAGCAGGUGAUGUCAGAAUUGCCCGGAAUGUUGCAACUGAACAUUCAGCACCAGACAGUAUUGUUGCCACAGCAAACAGAUCAUAUUCAACAAAUGGCGGUUUUGUUACAACAGCCACAGCAUGUAGAACAACCCCAGGUGGUUCUGCAGGAACAGCCACCACAUUCCAGUGCAUCUCAGCAGCCAUAUAUCCCAUUGCCACAGCAGAAACAGCAAACAGUGACCAACCCACAACAAAGUGAUCUACAACAGCAGGUGUACAUACAGCAACCUGCAAGCAAACCCCAACAGCAAGUUGUGUUACAGCAAGGUCAGCAGCAUCAGGCAUCAAUACAACAACCCCCAGUGGAACAAUAUCAACAUCAGACUCCGCAACAACAGGCACAGCAAGUUUAUUUGCAACAAAUGGCUGAAUCACAAGAGCAGAACAUGGUAAAGACAUUUGUACAACAGCCGCCGGUACUUCAAACAAUCCAGCAGCCAAUGCAAUUGACGGAGCAACAACAACAGCAACUUCUGAUUAGGCAGCAAAUGGAGCAGCAACAGAAGGCUGUUUUGCAAAAUCAAAUGGAGAAACAACAACAACAACAACAGCAGCAGCAAGUUUAUAUUCAGUCACCACAGCAGCAACAAGUUGAACAGAAACAAAUUCUUCUGCAGCAACAACAAAACUUGGCGGUACAGCAACAGAUCGAGCAACAGCAGCAAGCUUUACAGCAACAAAAGCAAAUAGAACAGCAGCAAAAGGCCAUUUUACAGCAACAGGUGGAACAGCAAAGACAACAGCAACAGGCUUUGUUUCAGCAGCAGCAACUGGAGCAACAACAAGCAAUAUUGCAGCAGCAGCAGCGUGAACAACAACAGGCUCUUCUGCAGCAACAACAAUUGGAACAGCAAGCUUUGCUACAACAACAGCAGCAACUCCAGUUAAAGCAGCAACAAGCUAUUUUACAUCAGCAACAGUUAGAACAGCAACAGCAGGCUUUGUUUAAACAGCAGCAACAACAACAGGUGGAGCAACAGCAAGCUCUUUUACAACAGCAGCAGCAACAAGCACUCAUUCAGCAGCAGCAACAGUUAGAGCAAAAAGUACUCAUACAGCUGCAACAGCAGCAACAAAUCGAACAGCAACAAACCUUAUUACGCCAGCAGCAGCAGUCUCAGCAGAUAGAGCAACAUGUUCUCCAGCAACAGCCGCAACUACAGAAGCCGACAGAUCAACAAUUGCAGCAGCAGAUAUUUGAACAACAGACCGAGCAGCAACAACAGACAUUGCUACAACAAAGAGAGUCACAGAUGCAGCAACAUCUUCUGAUGCAACAACACCAGAUCGAAUUACAGCGACAAGCCGAAAAACAACUGCAACAAGUUUUAUUGCAGCAACAACAUUUGGAGCAACAUGCUACUCUUGCAGACCACAGCGGGCAACAGCAAGCAACCCUAGUGAAAGCACAGCCUCCGGAGACGGUCCAGCAGAUUAGCCAAAUGCAGCACACUCAACACAUGAUGCCCCCACAACCUCAGCCCCAUCUUGCUCAACAACAAACUGAACAGCAACAUGUCUUGAUUCAGCAGCAACAAGCUGUCCUCCCCCAGGCAUCGCACAGACCAUCUCUGGUAGAGUUACAGGUUCCAACCCUGGUUCAAGCUGUACCAAAAAUGGUUAGCGCUCAAAUACCUAGUCAAGUACAAGCCCCAGUACUCAUCCAGCAACAGGUACCACCACAGAUGUCAGCUCAACCUUCAGCGCAAGUUCAGAUCCAAAGCCAAGGGGACCCUGUGAUUUAUGGUCAGAUUCCUUUCCAAACUCAAAGUCAUCCUGCACCACAGUCAAUGGGAGGCCAUAUUCAAGCAGGCCAGUUGCAAGUUCCACAACCAACCCAACAAAUCACAUCUCCAACACAGGUUCCUACACCCCAACCCAUUCAUUCUUUUGUCCCGACGUUAACACAAAUGGUCUCACAAGGGCAGACCCUUCCAUCCCAAUCUCAGUUUGUACCACCUCAAGCUGCAGCUUCUCUCCAGUGUCAAGUUGCAGUAGGGCCAGCUGCUUCUACACUUUUACCGACACAGUAUGCUCAAGCACCUGUUGCUUCGCAAACCAUCCAGUCUGUUCAGCUAGACCUCACACAAUCUGUGAAACAACAACAACAGGCACCUCUGCAGCAAUAUCAGCAAGCAGUACUGUCUCCUGUGUCACUUGCCCCUACCAUCAACCCAAUGGCCACUUCAUCAACACAGUGCUAUUUACAACAGAAAAACCAAUCUCAAAUGCAGGCCCAGGCUCCACCAGUUAUCCAAGCUCAGCAACAACCAGUCAGUGUGGCCUCAAUGCAGACAGUCUUGCAGCCCAUGCCUCCAGUGCAACCUCAGGCUACCCAACAGUAUGAGUCGCAGCUGCCUCAAGCCCACCAUGUGCAGCAACAGCAACCCCUCCACCAUCAGCAUCAGGCCCAACCUGUGCAUCAGCUUCUGCCACUGAAUGCUGUCCUACCACAAGAUCUCCACCAACAACCUAGUCAGCCUCAACAUGUAAUCCAACAUAUGCUCCCGAUUCACAUUGCACUCAGUCAGGUACCUCAGACCCAAGCUAGAACAGUACCUCUGUACAGUCAGGUGGUCUCGGGUCCACCACCCUCCCCACAGAACCAGCAGAAACCAACCCAUCCUGCUCAAACGCACACGCAGACUAGCAUGCAGUCCCACAUAGAGGCUACUGGGAGUUUCGAGCAGCCUCCUACCUUUAUGCCAUCACACAUCCCCCCAAGUCCAUCUCAUGCUUCCCUACAGCCUUCUGCCAAACUCCCAGCCCUACAACCAGCUGUCCCAGUCUCAGAAAUUCCUGUCACAGUGGAGGCACAGCUAACCCAGGCAAGGCCUGCUGACAUGAUUCCUGCUUCCCCUCCUGCUGUCAGUGCUUCACAGUCCCAUGACUCCAAUGGAUCUGUGUUGCCCACCACCUCACUGGUAGAAAGUGACACUGCAUUGCUGGGCAUUGCUCAGGAGAGCUUAAACCAGUCUGCCAAUAGGGGUUCUUCAUCAGGCUUUGCUCCUGCCAAUGGAGAUGAGGCUCAAUCGCUGUGGGCCAGUGGAAAACUAGAUAAGGUAAAAUCUCAGAGGAGAUCAUCCUGUCAAAAAGCUGAAAAAACUCAUUUUCAACUGAGCAUGUUGCAGGUCUCAGGCACAGGAGACAACAUGGUAGAGUGUCAGCUAGAGACUCACAGCAACAAGAUGGUCACAUUCAAAUUUGACAUCGAAGGAGAUGCACCUGAGGACAUUGCAGAUUAUAUGGUGGAGGAGGAUUUUGUUCUUGAGCCUGAGAAAGAGAAAUUUGUUGAGGAGCUGAGAGCUAUAGUGAAGAAAGCUCAAGAAAUACUAAGCACUCACUCACAGACUGGGUCUUUGGAGCAACUCCAUGUGAGCACCCCAUCCAGUUCAACAAUGGAUUCAGCCCCUCAGUCUUCCCCAGUGGGUCGCUGGCGAUUCUUCAUUAACCAAACCAUUCGCCAUCGUGACUCACACUCCAACCAGGGAGCUUCCACUCCACCUCCAGUGGGAGAGACCUGGGUCCCCAAGUCCACAGAAACAGAGAAAGAUCAUGAGAGCCCUCAGCGCUCAGAGUCUUUUGCUGGGAUAGCAACUUCCCCAAGUUCUUCACUGUCUGCAUCCUCUCCUCCAGUCUCUACUGUGUCAGCUCCUGCAUCCAUGUCAGCUUUGGCCAUUGCUGCCCAAAAAGAUGUAACACCUGCUGCCUUGCCAACAGUAGAGCAACUCUCUUCUGCUACCCUGACUGCAGACCCAAUCCCUGUCAUGGCCUCCAGCACCGCUGCUGCUCCUUUCCCUGCAGUUGCGGCCCUCAUUGGCUCCAGCGUGGACCAAGGAAAAGCUGCAGUUAAAGGUGAGGGUGAACAGCCCCUCUCUACCUUAUCUAUUUAUGGGACUCCUUCAGGAUCGCUAGUGACCCACGCUGAUCCUUCACCGCAACUUCUACCACAAACCCCAAUGGCACCCUUGCAGACACCAGAUGUACUUCAACAAACACAGGCAAUACAGUCAGCAAUGGCCACCACUGAACAAGCUCAGAAACAGCCAGGGUGCCAGGUCGCUCCACAGCCACCAAUACUCCAGCCUAGUGAGUCAAAAGCACUAUCACAGCCAAUGCCAAUGGAGACGGUACCCUCGCAGGGAGGUCUUCCAGCUGCCCAAGUUCUGCAGGUUCCUCAGCAACAAGUACCAAUUGAAUCUCAACAGCCGGCAAUGCAACAGACCGGUUUCUUGCAGCAACACAGCCUUCAAACAGCCACUGCUGAGGAGAUCCAACAACACAAGGUAGAACAGAAUAUGUCUCAAGAAACCACAGCGAUACUGACCAUGCAUCUACAGCAUGGCCUCCAGACCCAGGAUCCCCAACAGCUUCGAUUUCCAUUUCAACCAGUGAUCCCACAGCAGCUUCCCGCUGAGCAAACGCAGAUGUUAUUUCAGCAGGUACCGCAUGAUAUGGUGCCUAUGACACAAACCGCAGUGCCUCCGGCUGUGCAGAAGCAGGCGUCUAUCCAGCAGUCGGAGUCUGAGCUGUCCACAGGUGAAGACACCGUCAGCCACUCCGCCCCACCCCAUCCCUCUUUGGACACGUCUCUCCCACCCCUGCCACUGUCUGAUACGGCUCUGCCUCCCCUCUCCCACACUUUCACGCCCUCUCCAGCCCAGCCCUCCUCGGUAGCAGAGUCAGACAGUGAAGGCCCACCCAAAAUUGAGUUUGUUGACAACCGGAUCAAGACAUUGGAUGAGAAGCUGAGGACUCUUCUGUAUCAGGAACACAGUGGUAGUGGGGCAGCCUUGGGAAGUGGCUCCACCAGCGGCUCUGCUCCUGCCCCCAGCUCCACCUCGGGAUCUGCUGCGGCCUCCACUGGAGUUGACGAGUUUUCAGAGCCCCCCAACACAUUCUCCGCUCCUCCUGCAUCUUCUUCAGACACCUCCCCUCACUCCACCUCCUCCACCACCCCUCGUUCUUCCUCUACCUCUCCAGAUGGAGAGCGGGAGAGAGCAGGUGAGGAGGAGACGAUCCCGUCUGCUGUGCAAUGCCAGCCCGCUGCGUCCUUCUCCUCUACAUCCCCUCCAUGCUCUCUCGUUCCCCCUCCACAGGAGCCUGGAUCCCCGAAAGUACCCAGUGAAUCAUUUAUAAGUGCUCCCCCUUCCCUCACUGAAAGCUCCACCCCUGGAGAUGUUCUGUUGCCUUCCUCUUCUCAGCCGCCUGUCCCCCUGUGGCCUGGACAACAGCAGCAGCAGCACUAUGAAGGAGGUGGAUAUUUUGGCCUAAACCUGACAUGUCCUAGUAUCAGAAAUCCUGUUAGCAAGAAAUCCUGGACUCGCAAAUUCAAAAGCUGGGCAUGCAAACUGCGCCACUCCGCCAGCUUGUUCAAGAAGCCCAGAGUCCAGCAAGAUGGCAACUUGAGCCAGGGGAUGAAGGAGGAGAGGGAGGCAUGUACAAAUGACCAACCCUGCUCACGCAGAGGCCGUUUCCAGGUGAUUCCAGUGUCCCAGUCUGCAGAGCCUCUUCCAACACAGGAAGCUGCACCAAGCGAAGGGAUCACACAAAGAAAAGUUGGGCGUUUCUCAGUCACCCAGGCCGAACAGAGAGAGGAGCAUUUGACGGACAGCUCCCCUGUGUCACCUGACCUUGAGCGUGAGAGGAGAAAAUCUAAAGUAAAAGAUGGCGAAAAAGAGGACAAGAGAACUACAGCGCCCAGCCACCCACCCAGAAGUCAUGCACACUUGCCUCAAGGCAGCAGUGACGAUGAGAGCGAGGUGGAGGAUGAAGAUUUGAGGAGAGAACUCCACAAGCUUAGAGAGAAACACAUCAAAGAGGUGGUGUCCCUGCAGGCACAGCAGAACAGAGAGCUGCAGGAUUUGUACAGACAGCUCCGCUCUCUUAAAGACCACAGACAGCCUCUGUCCAUGAUUCUGCCCCGGACCUCUCCUCUGCCCACUGCACCCCUCGCCAUCUCCCCGCGCAGACCCCGACCCGCCAAAGCCAGGCUUCGGCCCCGACCCCACUCUCACAUGGAUAACAACGGAGUCACACACCAAGACCAGAGUCCUUCAGCCCAGGGUUCUGCCAAUAGAAAGAGCACAUUCACAGAUGAGCUGCAUAAGCUUGUUGAUGAGUGGUCAAAAGAAGCAGUUUGCCCUGUCCAGCCCAAGCCUUCACUGAAUCAAAUCAAACAGAUCCAACAGGUGCAGGAGUUCGGCGGAUGGGGCCAGACUACUGAGACAACAGCUUCAUCGGGUUGGUUUUCCGGAGCCCCUUUGACUGCUCCAGUAUCAGUCAGCAUGUCUACAAUGGCUUCUACCCCAUAUAGUACCAUCAGUGGACAAACUCAGCCACCUCCGACGCAAUUUCCCAUUGCACCUCUAUCACAGCAGAACAUGCAUCUGCAAUCUGCACUGCACCACCAGCCACUGCAGUACAGCCCAUCUCCCCUGCACCCGCAGCAGGUCCAAAUCCUGUCAGGAUCCCAGCCCCCGGUGCCCAGCGCACCUUCCCUCAUGACAGCAGCGGGGCCUCCGCUGCCCCCCGCCACCAGCAUCACAGCUGCCUCUGCCCCCACCACCACCGCCAAUCAAGAUGCCAUCUUCUGCUCUAGCUCCUCCUCGUCAUGCUCCUCUUCCUCCUGCUCCACCUCUGCUCUGCCUCCCAGUGCCAAACUUCACCCCAAACACUCCACAUCCCCCCUUCCUUUAGGACAGCAGUGAGAAGAUGUAUACCGCUGUACAUCUUGUACAGGAAGGACACUAGUAUCAAGCGUUUGAGUGUUGGCGUGUGUGGGUAUGGGGGUGUAUAAAUACUGUAGUGUGUGUUUGUGUGAGCGUGCGUUUGUGUUGCAUUUUUCAAUUCAUAUCCUCUGUGUGUUUCCGCACCGUCAAGUUUUCUAUCUGACUUAGUUGGACCUAAACUCGCCCUAUAUAGAGACAUUUUUGGCAUGAGGUGAUCCUCUUUGUUUUUAUUUAUCAGUGGAUUUUAAAAAGUGCAAUUAGUAACUGAUAUUUAAAUCCAUCUUUUCUGUGUUGUUGUGACAUGGAUCUGUAUAGCUUAAAAUAAAUAUUUUUUAUAUAUACGCACAGAAAAAACAACAACAACCAGACGUCAGCAGCGACGCGCCAUCUUUAUAGAGCACAACAGAUUCAGCCAGCGGCGGGAUCGAUCGCAUGUUCCAACGCAGAGCAUGGUAACCUUGCAACCAUCAUCGUAGCUACGAAAACAAUCGUUGUGCACGGACAAGGCAUGCUCCUCGUGUAUUAUAUUUUAUGAUGAUAAAUAGCCGUAGCGUUUUAGAUUUAGCCAAGAUUUUUUCUAGAAUAACAAAUAGCCAUUGACUAAUUCCUUUCAAGAUCCUGCAAAUGAUUCUGAGAAAAAAGAAAAGAAAAUUCAUUUGGUUUCAAAUGAAACUAGCUAAUGUGAUUGCAGUAUUUUCCUCUCUGUUUUAGCAGACAUUCACACUUUCAAGGUUUACACUAUUAACAUUAUUCCCAUGGUGAAGAGUGCAAGACUAAACGGCUGUUUGGAAAGCUCAAGUGAAGUGAAUGCAGCUUGUUCUUGUUCUUGUGUAUUUUUGCACAGUCCCGUAUGAACGUGCUUCCGUGCACACCGAACUGUGAUCUGUAAAAUGUGAGUUUGCUUUUAGUGAAUGCAACGCGUCAGCAAAAUGCUGGCAUUGUAUUCCUCAUCAGAUCUGACAUCAGAUACUACUCUGAUGGAAAAUUAUAUAUAUACAUAUACAUAACUGCCAGGCAAAUUAAUGAUUGAGAGAACAUCCAGAAAUAGGUUGCCUUUCUACAGUGUAUUUUUCCUGGUCAUAAAGCUUUUAUGUGAUUCAGCUAGACCAGGGGUCACCAAACUCAGUCCUGGAGGGCCGGUGUCCUGCAGAGUUUAACUCCAACUUGCCUCAACACACCUGCCUGGAGGUUUUAAGUAUACCUAGUUAGAGUUUGAUUACCUGUUUCAGGUGUGUUUAAUUUGGGUUGGAACUAAACUCUGCAGGACUCCGGCCCUCCAGGACCAUGUUUGGUGACCCCUGAGCUACACCAAGAUAUCAGAGGCCAGCCUUUAAAUCAGCAGCUACGCACAACUGUUGUACAGCCGGACUACUAAAGAUUUAUAAAGUGGUUGUCAGACUGCUUUCUCCAUAAGUCUGCAAUGCCCGUACACAGAAAACUGACUGUGUUCUUUAAUGUUUUGUUGGAAAAAGUAACGGAAGGUUGGUACGAAUGAGGCAACCUACUUUUUUCAACAAGAAGGUGAGAGAUAAAUAGGGUGGAAUGUAUUGUGUAAAGCGCACAGGGAAUGAGGGUCCGGUUUGUGUUGUGAAGCUUUUUGAAUUGUGCUAAUGCUUGAACUUGUGGAUGUUACAAAAAGAGGUCAACAUGACCGCUGCCAAAAGAGGGUUGUGAUCAUUCAGUUUCCAGUAUUUUAUGUCAUUUUUCUAAAGACAAGACCCACCUCUUCGCAGUAAACCAACAGUACAGCAGUGGUGAGUAUAAAGGCUGUUGUGUCUAAGAAAACUCAAAACAUUAUCCAUUUGAUCUGUACAAAUGGGAAAUGUAAAGAUAACCCUCUGCUGAAGUGUUACCAACAUGUAAUCUAAAAAGAAAGCAUUAUUUUUGUAUUUUGAAAGGGGUUUGAAAAAAAAAAAAAGUAAAAGUAAAAUUGUGUACUGAUCAGUGUUGAGAAAGCUGUGACACACAGGUUCUAAAACAGUUUCUCGAGUUCCCCGGCUUCCAACUUUACCCUUAACGUUUGUUUAAAGAUUACAGCAUGAUAUACAUUUUUGAUUUUUAGAGGGGUUUAAUUCAGUGCAAGUGGUUGGGAAUAUUAGAAGCCAAAUCAGUUCUACAGUGGAGGUAAUGUGUGGGUAAAGCUGUACAGUAAAACCAGGGGGACCCCAGAAUUACUUGUCUGACAACCAAUAAUUAAAGGUUAUUUAAGGGAAAAUAAUCUAUAGAGGACUAAACUUAUUGCUGGUGAUUUAGCUACUGUAAAUUAUAACUAAUUCAACUGUUGAUUCUAUUUAUGUUUUGUAACUAAUCAAAAAUAAACAUCAAAUGUUAAACAUCAA